CAAUGAAAUAAUGUUCCAUAAUAGUUUUUGGAGACAUAGGAAGAUCUCCAAGAAUGGUUAAUCAUGCUUUGGCAAUAGCUGAUAAUACAGAGUAUCGUAUUAAUUUCUAUGGGUAUUUGGAUAAUAAGCCAACUUAAGCAUUAAUGUCUAAUCCAAAUAUUAGAAUUGUGGAUCUAAAUCUUUGGAUAGUAAAUUAAUUAAAGAAAAUGCCAAGAUUCUUAUUUUUAUUGUAUGCAAUACUUAGAAUUGCAUUACAAUCAUUAUAUUUAUUCCUAUUACUAUUAUUUAGUAGGAAAUAGGAAUUUAUUUUGGUUUAGAAUCCUCCUUCAAUUCCAGUUUUACAUGUAGUUAGUUUAAUAAAGGGAAUACGUAGAUCAAAGAUCAUAAUUGAUUUUCACAAUUAUGGACAUACAAUAUUGGCAUUGUAGAUGAAAAACAAUUUUAUAUUAAAGAUGGCUAGAUCUUAUGAGCAUUAAUUUAGUAGAUCAUAUGAUUAUGCUUUAUGUGUAUCUUAAGCAAUGUAGAAGGAUUUAUAAUAGAAUUGGAGGAUAAAGUAUAAAUAAUAAUAGUAUAGAUGGAAGUGCUACAGUUGUAUAUGAUAAGGCAAACAUUAAUUUUAAUGUUAUAAAUAAGCCUAAAGAGAAACAUGAAUUAUUUAUGAAAUUAGAUUUCCAUUGGUAAUGGGAAGUAUUAAAUAGCAAUGAAACAUUAUUUACAGAAGAAUUGAAUAAUUAAUAAGUGAUAGAGAAAAUUAAUAGACCAGGAUUGAUAGUAAGUAGUACUUCAUGGACAAAGGAUGAAGAUUUUAAUAUUCUAGUUUAAGCAUUGUAAAAAUAUGAGGAUUUAGCAAGUAAGUUAGAAGAUUGAUUAUUUUAGAUAUUGAAUAAGGAAGGGAAUAUAGAAAAUUAUAUGUAGUUAUAACAGGUAAGGGACCAAUGAAAGAAGAAUUUAAAGAGAUAUUUUAGAAAUGUAAUAUUUGUUGGAAUCAUGUAAAAGUAAAUUUAGCUUGGUUAGACAUUGAUGAUUAUCCUAAAUUAUUAGGUUGUGCUGAUUUAGGAAUUUGUUUACAUUACUCUUCAUCUGGUCUAGAUUUACCAAUGAAAGUAGUGGAUAUGUUUGGAGCUGGCACACCUGUAUUUGCUAAAUCAUUUAAUGCGUAUAUAUAAUAUUUAUUAUUAAGUAUUUCUGAAUUAGUAUAACAUUAAAAGAAUGGUAUAUUAUUUGAUACUCCAGAUGAUUUAUUUGAUCAUUUAUCAUAGGCUUUUAGAUAUCAAUCUAAUAUACUAUAGAAAUUAAAGAAUGGAGUAGAAACAUUCAGAACUGAAACAUUUGAUUAAGAGUGGAGAACUAAAGUGUUACCUUAUAUAAGAAAUUUAAAAUGA
Messenger RNA from Paramecium pentaurelia, 1382 nucleotides. NCBI's taxonomy places the organism in Eukaryota, Ciliophora, Oligohymenophorea, Peniculida, Parameciidae. The record is from the annotation of a GenBank genome assembly.